This is a messenger RNA of Symbiodinium necroappetens, 729 nucleotides long. Lineage: Eukaryota; Dinophyceae; Suessiales; Symbiodiniaceae. The record is from the annotation of a GenBank genome assembly.
AUGAAGAAGUACUCGCCGAGCCGAGCCAUUUGGGGCACUCGCCACUUCUUCUGCGCCGUGAUCUCCAAGGAGCUGCUGUUGAAUGGUGCCUAUGAGCUGCCGUACAACAUGCCACCAGGGCUGGCAUCCACACGAGGCCAUCCUGGUCUGACGAUCAGUUUGACGGGGUUGGGAGGCGGCUUGGAGAAUCAGCCGCAGACGGUCCAGUAUGAUGGUGAUCUUGCUCUCGCAGAGCUGGACAAAGGUGGACAGGCUUUCUGGCAGUCGCAAGGAUUCGACACAGUUGCCUUGCCCUGGCUCCCCUUCUUUUCCAACUGCGAGGGGUUCGACUCUUACAUCACUCUGUGGGAUCUCUUCGAGUCACCCGGGGACCAAGUUCGUGACGGCUGCGACCUCUACACGGCUGCAGAGGUGGAGAUUGUGCAGCCCCUUAUCAUCAACUUCGACACUUUGCAGGAAUCCUGGGCUCCCGUGGCGGACAACUGCAACUUCAUCACGAAGUGCAACUUUGAAGAGCGACUGCCGGAAGGACACCCCGCCACCCUCUGGUGGGCGCUAGACGAGGAAGUGGACCUCUUCUACAUUACAACGUUCCCGAUCCUUUUCGAAGAGCUCCAAGAAAAGAACGAGUUCGGCGAGCCCAUUGGCGGAUUGGAUCCAGAUGUGGCUGAUGCUUUCUUCUCCAGCAUCGGAGCUGCAAGCACAUUAAGUUUAGGGUUUGGGGUUUAA